Molecule: messenger RNA, 881 nt
Organism: Triticum aestivum (bread wheat)
Lineage: Eukaryota; Viridiplantae; Streptophyta; Magnoliopsida; Poales; Poaceae
Exons: 1
Coding region: 298-621 (107 amino acids)
Source: RefSeq, a predicted model, not a curated record
GACUAAUAACAGCACUGAUUCUCUGGUCUCUUCCUCUCGAUCCAUAUAUUGUUAUUAACCUCUCUUCUUUCCCCCCAGAUUUUUUCUCCAGUUUAGUGGACCAUAUUGAUCCGAAUGAGCACUGUGGCUCUAUAAAUACACGCCCCGAAAUUACUGACCUCCCAUAAGCUAGCAGCCUAGCACAAUAGAACUCACAUGCCAGUACAUUUUUAGCCUGCUGUGUGGAACACUGAAGUGCAAGCUACCCAUGCAACUUGCAGGUUUUGAGAACUUGUGAGUUGCACGCCCACGCUGGUCAUGGCCAAGGCACAGGUCGUCGCCCGGAUCACUGUCGAGGUCGCGCCGUCCAUCAUCAGGCGCCGCCGGCGCGGGCUCCCGUUGACGGUGCUGGACACGAUAGCGGAGGAGGAGAAGGAGGCGGCCGUGGUCGCGGCCAUGGCGCCUCACCACCGCAACAAUGUGACAGCCGGCCGCUACGGCGCCGGGGACACCGCUGGCUCCUCGGCGCACGCCGGUGCCGAGAAGGGGAAGCGGUGCGUCGGCGGGAGCAACGGUCCUUCAGAGCACGGGGAGGAGCGGCUCGCGACGGGCAAAGCGCGGUGCUCAAAGAUCGCCGCGUGAUUGAUUCCCGUCGGCGGGGAACUGGACUUAAUUAGUCUUGUUACUAGCUUGGUACAGUGUAUGAUGGUGCUGUUCUCCUACGUUGUGGGCUCAGGCUUAGGAAUGGGCGAACUGCUUCCUAAUCAUCUAGCGUCGGGUUCUCUUUCUAUUUCCUGUAUGCGUAGAAGUACGGCAGUCUGGACAUGUAACUCUCUCUGCUCAUGUCUGAUACAGUUUACAGUUAAUACAAUGGAUUGCAGUUUCAGUCUGCCUCCUGCCUC